Molecule: messenger RNA, 1327 nt
Organism: Folsomia candida
Lineage: Eukaryota; Metazoa; Arthropoda; Collembola; Entomobryomorpha; Isotomidae
Product: charged multivesicular body protein 5
Exons: 5
Coding region: 304-1227 (307 amino acids)
Biological process (GO): late endosome to vacuole transport via multivesicular body sorting pathway; vesicle budding from membrane
Cellular component (GO): multivesicular body
Source: RefSeq, a predicted model, not a curated record
GAUGAGAGGAAGGUGCAUAAAAUAUAUGUAGGUAUAUACAAUUCAGGUCAACUUUGUUUCUAUUGGAUAUCCAACAUUGAGGCAAAAAUCAUGGUCUCAAUUAAUUUUGUACACAUUUUUGAAGGGAAUUAAAAUAAUAAUUAUUUCUGUACCGUAUUUGAUAUCCAUGGUGCAAAUUGCAUGACUACACUAAAUUUAAAUUUGUUUACAAGUUGUUUUUCGAUUCACGUCCUCAAUUAGAAUAUUUAAUAUUCUUAAUAAUUCAAAAUUCAAAGACACUAAUCAAAUGAAAAAGGUGAAAACAUGAAACGCAUAAUUGGAAUCCCAUUUCCCAAGAAAAGCUCGGAAAAGCCUGAAGGAAGUCAACCCCCAAUUGCACCACCACCUCCACAAGUGUCACCACCUCCACAAGCAUCACCACCCACAAAUUCUCCCGACCAGCAAACCACCCCUACUUCUCAAAAUCCCCCUCUAGCCAAACAACCAGGAGGAUUGUUCAAUCGAUUAUGGAACAAGGCACCUCAGCCUGGACUUUCACAACUUAUCACCUCGACGGACAAUAAAGUUGAGGAUCUGGAGAGAAAAAUUGCCCAAUGUGAAACAGAUUUAAAAAUGGUAUCAAUUCGCCUCCGCAAAGUACAAGAAGGAUCGACCAAAGCAAACUUGAGAGCCAAAGCGCAAGGAAUAAUCCAGAGAAAGAAAAGAUUUGAACAACAAGCAGAAACUUUGAGACAGCAGUCGUUUAACUUUGAGCAGACAAAUAUCACAUUAAAAUCUACAAAGGACGCCGUACAAGCUGUUGUUGCGAUGAAGCAAGGAGUAAAAGAGUUAAAGAAAGCACAGAAAAAAGUCAAUUUGGAAAGUGUGGAGGAUUUGCACGAUGAGCUGGAACAACUUUUUGAGACAUCUGAGGAUGUGCAGGACGUUCUAGCAAGUGACUUGAAUAUGCCGAUAAUUGACGACAAGGAGCUUGAGGAACAAUUGGAACUCUUGGGAGAGGAAUUUGUUGCUGACGGGGAUGCUUCAUACCUCGACGCGGCUCAAGAUGCGUCCUUCUCUCACAGGCGAAACCUAAUGUCAGUCACACCCCCACAUCAGCUCGGUGGCAGAGUCGUUGCAUCAGCCAGAGAUGCAGAAGACCUCAUCUAUCCCGUCAAUCCGAAUCUGAUAAAUCUCCAAGAUCCUUCGUCAGGUGUCAAUGAUAUUCUUUUCGAUCCUUCAAAGUAGGGGGGGACAAAGUGGGUAGUACAUCAAUUUCUUCCCGUUUGGACUAUUUGUAAGCUACAAAAUCAAGUUCAAUAAAUAACACAACUUUCGUAUUUAUAUG